AUGAGGCUUCCCGCUCAGGGUGAUAUUCAAAAAGACGAUGUGGAGAACUUGGACUUAACCAGCCAAAGCGCGAAAAUUCGACAUAUCAAUCCAAAGAUUGAUGUUUGGAACCCAAAGAUUGAAUCAUCUUUCACACGGACAGAAGCGCCGUGGAUCGCAUAUAGCCACUAUGAGAGGACCUUGAUGAGUUUUUAUGGCAAUGUUCUCGCCGACAUUUACGUGGCAUUUGGAAAAGUACCGCACGAGAAUCCAAUGGUCAAAGGUUGGCUCUCAACAAUGGUUAGGGAUGAGGUUCUUGCCACCACUGUCUUUACAAUAUCCAGCCUUUAUCUGGCCAUUUCCAGGGGCGAAGUUCCAACAGCAUAUCUCCGAUACAAGGGUAAGGCCAUACAUGCCAUCAACACAAGGUUUUCCGACACAUCAACGGCAGUUUCAAACGAGGUAUUGGCUGCGAUUGCACUGCUCGUCAUGGUCCCGGCGCUGGGAGAAUCGGUCGAGGAGAUCCAGAUUCAUUUACACGGCAUGCUCCAGCUCCUUCGGCUUUGCGGAGGGUUAGAAUCAAUGGGAGACUCAAGUUGGGUGCGAGUUGUCGUCCGGUGUCAACCCAGUAUACCGGUCGACAUCUUCGUAGCACACAGUAAUGCCUUGUCCGCAAAAGAAAUCGAACUUCAUGACCGCCUCAGCAAUGCCAGGCUAGAAAGCCUGGCCGCCGCUCAUGGGUUCUCGAAACAGGUGACGCAUGCUCUGGUGGAUUUAAAAUUGUUGAGUACACUCCGUCGUGCCAACAUUUCCGCAGAUGAAGCGCAAAAUCUGAUGAUUUCAUAUACGGAGCGGCUGGCUGUCGUGAUGCGAACCCUUUCAAUCGCCACCGGCAGCGGGUUCGAAUCAAAGAACAGCUAUGUCGAAGACGCGUGCUGCCUCGCAGGGACCUUGUUCUGUACAUAUCACCUUCUGGGAUAUCCGUCUCGUAUGGCUGUUGUCGUCCAGAAUGGCCUCCGCUUGCAACAGAAGCUGGGCCUGACAGAUCCGGAUGAAGAGUGGGACCAGUUUGGUGAUAUAUUACUUUCGGUCCUGUUCGCAGGUGCAUAUGCAUCUGCUGGACAGCUCGAGGGAAAGUGGUACUUAUCAUCUCUCAAGAUGGUGUCGGAAAAGCUAGGAGGAAAGUCCUGGGCCGAAAUUAAGACCAUGAUUUCCAGUUUCCUCUAUGCUCAAGAAUUGGAAUCAGAGUAUCUGAGGAUCUGGAACGACGCCUGUGGUGGAAUUGGAAGUUGGCCACUGCCAAAGAUGGUCCGCCGGAGUUGUAUAUAG
Rhinocladiella mackenziei CBS 650.93 is the source of this 1308-nucleotide messenger RNA. RefSeq lists its product as uncharacterized. The transcript has 3 exons. The coding region runs from base 1 to 1308 and encodes 435 amino acids. The record is from RefSeq and is a predicted model, not a curated record. NCBI's taxonomy places the organism in Eukaryota, Fungi, Ascomycota, Eurotiomycetes, Chaetothyriales, Herpotrichiellaceae.